Messenger RNA from Betta splendens (Siamese fighting fish), 1279 nucleotides. RefSeq names its product BUD23 rRNA methyltransferase and ribosome maturation factor (gene bud23). NCBI's taxonomy places the organism in Eukaryota, Metazoa, Chordata, Actinopteri, Anabantiformes, Osphronemidae. Gene Ontology annotation, molecular function: rRNA (guanine) methyltransferase activity. The transcript has 12 exons. The record is from RefSeq and is a predicted model, not a curated record. Gene Ontology annotation, cellular component: nucleolus. Gene Ontology annotation, biological process: rRNA (guanine-N7)-methylation. The coding region runs from base 147 to 995 and encodes 282 amino acids.
UGCCGUCCCUAGUUUAUGACGUCACGGUGUUUCACGUGUGCUCAAUCUGUUCUUUGCCACCAAAACAUUCAGCUUCUUUGUAAAGUAGAGUAACAUAGUAAUAAUUUAUUCCUACUCUCUAAACCCAGACACACGUGAAGAGAACCAUGGCCUCCAGCUGUCGACGGCCUGAACACACAGCUCCUCCAGAUGUGUUCUACAACGAAGAGGAAGCGAAGAAAUACUCUCAGAACUCUCGCAUGAUUGAGAUCCAGACUCAAAUGUCAGAAAGAGCUGUAGAGCUCUUAAACCUGCCAGAGGGACAGCCUAGCUUCCUGCUGGAUGUUGGGUGUGGCUCAGGUCUCAGUGGAGAUUACCUGUCAGAGGAGGGACACUACUGGGUUGGCGUUGACAUCAGCACUGCAAUGUUAGAUGUUGCCCUAAAGAGGGAAGUAGAAGGAGACCUUUUAGUGGGGGACAUGGGUCAGGGGAUGCCUUUCCGACCCGGCACCUUUGAUGGCUGCAUUAGCAUCUCUGCCUUGCAGUGGCUCUGUAAUGCAGACAAGAGGUCACAUAGUCCUCCAAAGAGACUUUAUACCUUCUUCAGUACUCUCUAUGGUUCUUUGUCUAGAGGCGCUCGUGCAGUUUUUCAGCUUUAUCCAGAGAACUCAGAGCAGCUUGAGCUGAUCACCACACAGGCAAUGAAGGCAGGCUUCAGUGGAGGCAUGGUGGUGGACUACCCCAACAGCAGCAAGGCAAAAAAGUUCUUCCUGUGUCUGUUUGCUGGUGUAUCAGGAGUCCUCCCCAAAGGAUUGGGAACAGAAACUUCAGACAAAGCUGUUCCAAACCAGGUCCAGUAUUCAGGACAGAGAUGUCGUUUUAAGAACAUGAAGGGAAAAUCAGUGAAGAAAGGACGAGACUGGAUCUUGGAGAAGAAGGAGAGGAGGAGACGACAGGGACGGGAGGUUCGAGCCGACACAAAAUACACUGGACGCAAGAGGAGGCCUCAUUUCUAGCUCUGACUCAUGCAGCUGCGCCUUCAUUAACUCUCAUCUGCACCACCCCACAGACGGUCACCUCUGGAGCUGCAGAGUGUUUGGACUCUCAACAAUUUCCUCAACGCUGUAAUUCAAGUGGAUGAGAUGCAGGAGUGAAAUGCUCUUACAGGCCUUUGCUUUUAAAUUUGGACUCGUGUUCAUGUUGGAUGGAAUUACAUGUACAGGCUUGUACUGGCCGCUGAUGACUAUUACUACAGCACCAUCAACACAUCAUAAGAUUAAAAUGACUGCUGUGAAUAGAC